CAAACGAAGAACAAAAAUGGCGACGACUGGAGUUCUUCCUUUCGUCCGAGGAAUUGAUUUAACUCGAAAUGACUUCAAGAAUUACCAAUUCCCCAGCAUGUUGGAGAAUAUGACUGGACUGAGAUGGCUGCGACUGAGCAGGACUCAGCUCUCAGAGUUUCCUACAGAGUUGGAAAACCUUCAGAAACUGGAGGACCUGACUCUAAUCCACAAUGACAUCAGUAACCUGGGUGAUGGGAUCCUCAAACUCACUGCACUGUCCAAGUUGAACUGCCGCUACAACAAGCUUUCUGACGCGGGUAUUCCUAAAGGCUUGUUCUGUAUGGAGGACCUGUCAGUGGUGGAUUUGAGUCACAACCAGUUGAAAGAGGUUCCACCAGAGCUGGAGAAUUCGACAUCUGUACUAGUGCUAAAUCUUAGUUACAACGAGAUUGAAAUGAUUCCGAAUCAACUCUUUAUUAACUUAACUGACCUGACCUUUGUUGACCUGAGUAACAACAACCUGGAAACCCUCCCACCUCAGAUGCGACGUCUAACUAACUUGCAGACACUGAUUCUCAGCAACAAUCCUUUGAUACAUGCACAGCUUCGACAGCUUCCAGCCCUUACUGCCUUGCAGACGCUUCAGAUGAGAAACACACAGCGCACGCUUGCCAACUUCCCAACUGGACUUGACACUCUGACUAACUUACAAGAUGUUGAUCUGUCACACAAUGAUCUUCCCCGGGUGCCAGAAGCUCUCUACAAACUGAUAUCUUUGAAGAGACUCAAUCUCAGCAACAAUUGUAUACAAGAGUUAUCUCUCAUGAUAGAUGUUUGGGUUAAUCUGGAGACGUUGAAUCUUUCGAGGAACAAACUAAUCUGUCUUCCUAUGUCACUUCACAAGCUAGUAUCACUGAAAAAGUUGUAUGUGAACUGUAACCAGCUGGAUUUUGAAGGCAUUCCGGCAAACAUUGGUAAACUGCAUAAUCUGGAAGUUUUCAGUGCUGCUCAAAACAACCUUGAAAUGAUACCAGAAGGGUUGUGCAGAUGUGGAAAACUGAAGAAGUUAAUUCUUAUAAACAAUCGACUUGUGACACUUCCGAACAUUCUUCAUCUGUUACCAGAACUAGAGACGCUGGAUGUGCGGGAGAAUCCGGACCUAGUGAUGCCACCAAAACCAGUAGAGCUGAAGAAAGACUUGGCAUACUACAACAUUGACUUCUCACUCAACACACAGCUCAGACUGGCUGGGGCAGCGCCGGCACCCUCCAGCGAAGAGCAGCCUUCACGUCAUAAGAGUGACCCAAUUGCUAGAAAACUUCGACUACGCAGGCGGCGGGAUGGACAGGAAAGUGAGAAGGUUUUAAAGGGUAUGCGUGAUGUUGCUAAGGACAAAGCAGAGGGAAAAGACAGUCAAGACCUCGACUCAAAAGAACCUUUGAAACCAAAACGGUGGGAUGAACAUUUGAUGCGGCCUCAGCUGGAUUACAGUCAGAUCUAUGAUGAAGAUGUAGGUCAGAUACCAGGACUGUCUUGCUGGGAGAUUGAGAACUUUCUACCAAAUAUUGUGGAAGAAGCUUUAAUUGGCAAGUUCUAUGAAGCUGACUGCUACAUUAUCCUCAAGACCUUCAUAGAUUCCAGCAACAGCCUCAAUUGGAGGCUUUGGUACUGGAUCGGAUCACAGGCAACGAUUGACAAGAAGGCAUGUUCUGCAAUCCAUGCUGUAAAUCUUCGAAAUCUGCUGGGAGCCGAAUGUCGGACGAUCCGUGAAGAAAUGCAUGAAGAGAGUGAUGAUUUUCUGGAUCUUUUUCCUAAUGGCAUUUCUUACAUUGAGGGUGGACGAACAUCCAGUGGAUUCUACACAGUUGAAGACGCGGGUUAUGAAACAAGGUUGUACAGAGCAAGUGGGAAGUUAUCGGUGCAUAUGGAAAGGUGCCCAGUGUCAGUGGAUCAGCUGGAUAUUAACUUUGUGUUUAUGAUGGAUGCUGGUUUCAAGAUCUUUAUCUGGGUGGGCAAGAAAGCGAGUGGAGUCACCCGUACCAAAACAAGAUUAAUAGCUGAGAAGAUUAACAAGAAUGAGAGGAAAAACAGAGCAGAGAUAUUCAUGAUAGCCCAGAAUCAAGAAUCAGCAGAAUUCUGGCGCCUUAUUGGAGGUCCUCCUGCAGACUUGAGUGUUACGCGAAAAAAGAAAAGAUAUAGAGUUGGGCGGAAUACGAUUGGUAUACUUACCCGGCUUGAGAUUGACUCUGACGAUGGUGGAGGCGCUGAAGACGAGGUUGUGCAUGCUAGGUUUGAGACAGCUCCACCGAGACUCUACAGAGUUGGACUUGGUAAAGGCUAUCUGGAAUUACCACAAGUGGAAAUUCCAAAAGGUCAACUCGUUCAGUCCUUACUUGAUACAAAGUGCGUCUACAUUCUCGACUGCAAGACUGAUGUCUUCGUGUGGAUUGGGAAGAAGUCAACACGACUGAUUCGUGCAGCUGCUUUGAAGCUGUCCCAGGAACUGCACGCAAUGAUUGAACGUCCAGACUUCACGUCAGUCACUCGAUGCUUGGAGGGGGGAGAGCCUCAGAUCUUCAAGACAAAGUUUAUUGGAUGGGAUGACGUGAUUCCUGUUGACUACACACGAACCUCCGAGUCGGUGAUACGGCGAGGAGCUGACUUGAAAGUGAUAAUGGAACGAGACAAGCUGAAGACCGACCUGUCGGCGCUGUUCCUGCCGAGACAGCCGACCAUGACAGAGGAGGAAGCGACACAGCUGUCAUUAGAUUGGAAUGAAGACCUUGAUGGAAUGGAAUCAUUUGUACUUGAAAAUAAGAAGUUUGUCCGACUACCCGAUGAAGAACACGGUAUUUUCCACACUGAGGACUGCUAUGUAUUUCUGUGUCGGUACUGGGUCCCGGUGGAGGUGCCGGAGGGGGAGGAGGAUGACGAGGAUGACGAGCCCCCCGAGGACGACAUCCGCUGUAUCGUCUACUUCUGGCAGGGCCGCGACGCCUCCAACAUGGGCUGGCUCACAUUCACCUUCAGUUUGCAGAAAAAGUUUGAAUCUUUAUUUGGAGACAAAUUGGAAGUGAUGCGACAGCACCAGCAGCAGGAGAAUCUCAAGUUUCUCUCUCACUUCAAGAGAAAGUUCAUCAUUCGUCGUGGUAAACGCAAAAACAAAACCGCAGGCGAGAUCCACAAACGAAGCACUGAGUUUUACCAUUUGAGAGCCAAUGGUAGCCCAAUUGCAACACGCUGUGUCCAGAUUGAGACCGAUGCAAGUUUACUGAAUUCUUGUUUCUGCUACCUUCUAAUGGUUCCAUUCGACAGUGAGGACCUGAAAGGUGUCGUGUACAUCUGGGUGGGCAGCAAAGCAGAUCACAAAGAAGCCAAGUUAGCCGAGGAAAUAGCCUAUCUCAUGUACAAGGAUGAUUAUACGAUACAAAUGAUCAACGAAGAUGAAGAACCAGAGAAUUUCUUCUGGGUUGGGAUUGGAGGCAAGAAACCCCAUGAAAAGGAUGCUGAUUUCAUGGAAGUCUGUAGACUGUUCCGAUGCUCCAAUGAAAAGGGAUAUUUCACUGUUUCAGAAAAGUGUGCAGACUUCUGUCAGGAUGACCUGGCAGAUGAUGAUGUUAUGAUUCUUGAUAAUGGUGAACAGGUGUUCCUCUGGGUAGGCAAGAAGACGAGCGAUGUAGAAAUUAAACUAGCCUUCAAGAGUGCACAGGUCUAUAUUCAGCACCUGCGUGCAAAGAACCCAGGAAAACAACGCAGACUUCUCUUGGCCAUGAAAUACAAAGAACCCAAAAAAUUUACAAAGUGUUUUCAUGGCUGGGGAAAAUUCAAGGAAGUGCCAAAAUAAUAAGCCAAUUGUGAUAUGAUGCACUAAAACUGUGCAAUGUUAUGGACAUAUUAUUUUAUUAACUGUGCAUGUUAGUACUUGUUUUAUUAUCACUAAGUGUGUAGAGCCAGAGACAUUUUAAAUGCCCAUUGAAGCAUUCUUGAUUUUAUUUUAUCUCAUUGUAACUUGGUUUCCAUUGAAAUAUCCAAUUAAGGUUUAAAGUACCAUGUCUUGGGCAUACACCUCAUCUGCAUAGAGGAUCUGCCCAGAAUGGAUCAAUUAUUAGUUGUUAGUGUUGGAGAAAUCGGUGUAAUGACCAUAACAUGCUUUUGAGGCCAUUCAAUGUGUUAAACAUAACUGAGCAGAUUAUGGCUCAGCCACCUGGAUCUGCCAUUUAUAUGGUUGAUUAUUGUGUUCUUAUGAAUAUAUUGUCAUGAGCAUCCACUCAGUAUUUAAAUACUUUGUUUAAGAAAUCAUCAUGGUACAUGUACUUGGUAUAUAAAAGUGUAGAAAUCUAUGAACAUGAACAAUAACAUCACUUGGCAUAGCCUGGGUUGGAGUCUAAUCACACCUGGUUUUUUUAUUUCACUGUCUCUUAUAUUUUCAUUUUUCCUUUGCCUCAUAACACUGUACAUAACUUAUGAUUGCGUCCCCCCUCCUCUCAAUUUUUUUUUUUUAAAAUGGGUGAUCUUCCCAAUAUAAAAUUGUGACUACACCAAUGAAUAAAAUAAAAAAUUCUAACAUGUUGAAACCACAGUUAUUAUUUGAUGAGAUUGAAGUGAGUGUGAGUGACUGACUGAAUGAGUGAGUAAAUAAUAAUGGGGGGUGUUGAUGCCAUGAGAUCAUGAGUUACUACAUUGAAAUUUGUAUUGUACGGCAAAAAUUUUCCUUUAUCUUGAGUAUCAUAUAAAAUCUUUCUUUAAUACACUAACACAUAAACAAGUGAAACACACACUGAACACAACUAAUUGACUUGGUCACUGCAGAUUCUAGGUUCUCGAUUUGUGAUGAAGGUUUCAUAGAAUUGCUAGUGAUCAUUAACUGUCUUUUGUCAUGAUUCUUUAACAGUUACCGUGUAUUCCUAUUACAGUUUUAAAAUGACAGUUUAAUACAAGUUCCCCCUGAGGAAGAUGGCUACUACUAAAACAUUGGAAGAAAUUGUAAUGGGAAGAGUGACUGUGGUUUAAAAAUAUUUCUUCUGUUUUGGCUAAAAGGUGACUUCCAUGAUACAUGGUGAUAUUUCUUGAAGAGUAGACCUGUUGCAUGGUGUAUUAAUUAACUAUCCUAUUUGUCCUGUGACUGGUCUGUCCUCCGCAAUUACAUGUAGCUCACUUGUGUGCUUGUUUUGUCUGCCAGUAAAAUUGGAAACAAUUUUAUUAAAAUAUUUGUGGAAAGGCAUUUUGAUGAAGAGUUUUCCUUGUUUGAAAUUUGUUUUAUUUAUAGACUUUAAUUCCAAAUGUGAUAAAUAAAUACCCAAACUGUAUAUAUUUGCAAGUUUAUAAGAAUGGAUUUAAAGACUCGUUUUGUGAAUCUCAGUUUUGUAAGUAGUUAUUGUGGUUUGUUUUAUCGGUGCAGUUCACAUUUCGUAAAGAAAUGUUUUCAGAUUUGUUUGUAUGCAUUUCCUCUCCAAUGUUACAAGCAACACACUUCCUGUCAGAGUUGUUGCUGCAGCAUAAGGCUGUUCAAUGCUUGCUUGUUUUGUUUAUGAAUAUCUUACUCUGUUGAAAAUAUGUAGCCUAAAUGGAUCAUUUAGAGUGACAAUGCAUAUACUCUUGUACAAAAUAUACAUAUCAUUUGUGCAAUCAAAAAUAUCUAAUAUAAAAAUAUACUAUGAUUGAGUGAAUGAUUCAUUCUAAUUGAACAGGCAAUUGAAUUUAUAACAAGGGAAAUAGAAACACUAUCUGGCACUGUGACCAGAAUGUUAUUUUACUAGGGUUGUAUAAAUAAUCACAUAUGGGUUUUAGGAUUGAAAGAAGGCACUAGAACAGGGCGGUAUACUGUAUAUACUGUUUGGUAUCGGUAUCAUGUCAAUACCGAUUUUGCUGUACCAAGCAAAUUUCAAAAUAUUGAAAUUUCGGUAUUGAAACAUGUUAUCUGCCAUUUAGUAAAGUACUAACAAUAUAUCUGACAAACACAAAAUAGCUCCAAAGAAGAGAGAAAUGUGGGCCUUGUGUAUGAAAUUUAAUUUAAUUUAGAUGAAAUUGGCGGGUGAGACUUAACUCAGGCAUGCAUAUAAAUCUGAAUAUACCAAUGCUCAAUAUCGGUAUCGGUAUUGUAUCAAUACCGAAUACCUUAUCAAUACCGAGGUAAAUCGCCCCAAAAAUACCAAUACCAAUACCGGACCUGAAAUAUCAAUACCGCCCAGCUCUAGAAGGCACAUAAAUUCAUAAUAUAGAAUUGCUUUUAUAUUUAAGCCAAGAUCACAUUAGACAAUGCAACUCAACUUGACUGUCGCAUUGCAAGCCACGACCCGUUUACACUAUAUGACGCCCGGUGUCUGUGACCAAACAUGUAUGGUCGUGUCCGAUGCAAUUGGGCUGACUAAAAUCGACAGUUACGAUUGACAGUUAAGUUGUGUUAUGUCGUUUGAUGUGAUCUAAGCUUUAGCUGUCUUUGAUAAUACUAGAAACUUAAUAUAAUUCCCAUAUUUACAAACAUGUAUAAUUGACACAAUAUAUUUUUUAACAGUUAUGGUUACACACCACCAUUAAUUACUCCAUGCAGUUCAAUACAAUUUCUAUAUCAGAAUAUAUUCGGUGAAAAAUACAACACUGUUGAGAGGGUCAUGUGACUACCAAUUUUAGGGAGUGCUCUCAACUGGCAUGUACUGUGUAAAAAAGCAACAUACAUGUAAGUUGACCACAAUUAAUGGCCCCUAUACCAGAUCACCGUCUCGUGUUGCUGUUAUACAAGUGGCACCAUACCACUUACACAGUUGUUAUCAGUUAGUACUACAUACAACAAAUUACUUAAAACCAAUGGGUUAUUUAAAUACUACAGAGGUCAACCUACAUGUAAACAUCAAAGGAAGAUUUCAAAAAGCAUAUCAGAAUUUUGUAGUAUUUGUUUUAUGAGGAACUAUUUCCUAAACCAGUCUAUUUUAAGCUGCUACAGCAAGUAACGAAACGACUUGUGGUGGUGUGGUGCCGUAAUACAAGAAUCAAUGUUCCUAAGUUUGUUGUCUGCAGUUUUCCAAGUCAUUGAUAAUAAACCAGAUAAAUAAA
Messenger RNA from Gigantopelta aegis, 7029 nucleotides. Its product is annotated as protein flightless-1 homolog. The record is from RefSeq and is a predicted model, not a curated record. Gene Ontology annotation, biological process: actin filament severing; actin polymerization or depolymerization; barbed-end actin filament capping. Lineage: Eukaryota; Metazoa; Mollusca; Gastropoda; Neomphalida; Peltospiridae. Gene Ontology annotation, cellular component: actin cytoskeleton; cytoplasm; nucleus. Gene Ontology annotation, molecular function: phosphatidylinositol-4,5-bisphosphate binding; actin filament binding. The transcript is spliced from 36 exons. Bases 17 to 3826 code for a protein of 1269 amino acids.